Molecule: messenger RNA, 3740 nt
Organism: Thalassophryne amazonica
Lineage: Eukaryota; Metazoa; Chordata; Actinopteri; Batrachoidiformes; Batrachoididae
Gene: ankrd28a
Product: serine/threonine-protein phosphatase 6 regulatory ankyrin repeat subunit A
Exons: 28
Coding region: 420-3740 (1106 amino acids)
Cellular component (GO): cytoplasm
Molecular function (GO): protein binding
Source: RefSeq, a predicted model, not a curated record
GCAAUACAUGCCCACACAUUCGUGGGUCCACGCUAAUCACAGGGCCCCGUGUGUCUGCAGCUGACGUGUGCGUGCUUGGCUGCAGAGCGGCAGUGACGGUCUGUAGUAUCGCAGCAGCUCAUUCUGCCGCAUGCCGGUUACCGCCACCGUUACGCAGAGGAAUUCCCUGCCGUCUAUUCUUUUCCUGCUGAGAGAGUGCGGAUCAGAAAGAGGAGAGGAGUCAUGCAGCAAAGCAGCACUGACAGAUAGAGGACAGAGCUGGAACGUACAUUGGAUUUUAUGUGAAGAUGAUGUGCAGUAUUUAUCUUCAAGAAGGCUUCUGUGUUUUUGGGAUUUAUUGACCUUUAUUCUUCAGAAUGGUCCAUAUGUAAGAGGGAACAGUAUGUACUGUGUGUGUGUGAGUGAGGGAGAGAGUGUGUAUGAAUGAUUAUUUGUUCCUGAUGCGGUCAGAGCGAGCUAGUCGUGUGUGUAUUGUGGUGCUGGAGGAGGUGGAGGAGGACGAGCCCUCAUCUUCAUCUCCGCCUCCUCGCCCCAAAUCAUCCCCUGAUUGCAAAUCCCAUCAUGCCUCAAGAAGGGCUGCUGUUCAGGAGGACAAGCCAUCUCUGUUAAGAGCAAUCUUUAAUGUGGAUCCUGAUGAGGUUCGCUCCCUUAUAUUCAAGAAAGAAGAUGUCAACAUUCAGGACAAUGAAAAGCGAACUCCUCUGCAUGCUGCAGCCUACCUUGGGGACGCUGAGAUCAUUGAGCUGCUUAUUCUGUCAGGAGCCAGGGUUAAUGCCAAAGACAGCAAGUGGUUGACUCCUCUUCACAGAGCUGUUGCUUCUUGCAGUGAGGAUGCAGUGACAGUGUUACUGAAGCACAGUGCAGACGUUAACGCCCGGGAUAAGAACUGGCAGACGCCGCUCCAUGUAGCAGCAAGCAACAAGGCCGUACGCUGUGCUGAGGCCUUGGUCCCAUUGCUUAGCAAUGUCAACGUGUUGGACCGCGCAGGGCGUACUGCCCUACACCACGCUGCCUUCAGUGGACAUGUAGAAAUGCUGAAGUUGCUGCUGUCCAGAGGAGCCAACAUUAAUGCAUUUGACAAGAAGGACAGGAGAGCCAUCCACUGGGCGGCCUACAUGGGUCACCUGGAGGUGGUGAAGUUGUUGGUAGCCAGUGGAGCUGAGGUCGACUGCAAGGACAAGAAGGGUUAUACCCCACUCCAUGCUGCUGCCUCUAGUGGCAUGAGCAGCACGGUGCACUACCUGCUGGGCCUCGGUGUCCAUAUCAAUGAGGUGAAUGCAUAUGGCAACACCUCUCUCCAUUUGGCCUGUUACAAUGGACAGGAUGUAGUUGUCAGUGAACUCAUCAAGGCUGGAGCCAAAGUCAGCCAGGUGAACGAGAUGGGUUAUUCUGCACUCCACUUUGCUUCUUCCUCCCGCCAGGGGGCGCUGUGUCAAGAGCUACUGUUAGCUCACGGAGCUCACAUCAACAUGAAGAGUAAAGAUGGUAGGACUCCCCUCCACAUGGCAGCUACUCACGGCAGGUUCUCCUGCUCUCAGGCACUCAUUCAAAAUGGCGCAGGGAUUGAUUGUGAAGAUAAGAGUGGAAACACUGCUCUUCAUAUAGCUGCCCGCUAUGGCCGUGAACUCAUCAUCACAGCACUCAUCAAACAUGGAGCCAACACUACUCAGAGAGGCGUUCAUGGGAUGUUCCCGCUCCACCUGGCAGCUCUUAGUGGCUUCUCAGAUUGCUGCAGGAAGCUGCUGUCCUCAGGAUUUGAUAUAAACACCCCUGAUGAUUUUGGAAGGACGUUUUUUCAUGCUGCUGCAGCAGGAGGGAACCUGGAGUGUCUAAACCUGCUGUUGAACAUUGGGGCAGAUUUUAACAGAAAAGACAACUUUGGAAGGGCUCCAUUACACUAUGCAUCAGCCAACUGUAACUACCACUGUGUGUUUGCCUUGGUGGGAUCUGGAGCCAUUGUCAAUGAGGUGGACCACAGAGGCUGCAGCCCCUUGCACUAUGCAGCUGCUGCCGACACUGAUGGAAAGUGUGUAGAGUACCUGCUAAGGAAUGAUGCUGAUCCAGGAGUACGAGAUAAACAGGGUUACAGUGCAGUGCACUACGCCUCAGCCUAUGGGCGCACUCUCUGCCUGGAGUUGAUGGCAAGUGAGACACCUCUUGAUGUGUUACUGGAUACAUCAGGAGCUGACAUCCCAGGUGCCUCAGAGAGCCAGGCCCCAGUUAGUCCACUCCACUUAGCUGCUUAUCAUGGACACUGUGGGACAUUAGAGGUCCUUUUGUCCUCCCUGUUGGAUGUGGAAGUUUGCAGCCCUGACGGCCGGACCCCACUCAUCUUGGCUUGCACACGAGGUCAUCAGGAGUGUGUGUCCCUGCUGCUUCACCAUGGCGCCUCACCCAUGACAUGUGACUACACUCACAAAAAGACUGCACUUCAUGCUGCAGCUAGUAAUGGCCACCCAGAGUGCCUGCGCCUGCUCACGAGCAUCAACGAUCAACACAUUAAUGUGGACGUACAAGACGCCAACGGACAGACCCCUCUGAUGCUGUCAGUGCUGAACGGACACACUGAGUGUGUGUACUCACUGCUCAGUCAUGGAGCGAGUGUAAACGUUCAGGACCGCUGGGGAAGAACGGCGCUACACCGAGGGGCAGUAACUGGCCAGGAGGAGAGUGUGGAGGCCCUCCUUCAGCGAGGGGCCACUGUAAGCGUGAGGGACCUUCGUGGACGCUCUCCCCUCCACCUGUCCUCUGCUUGUGGCCGUGCGGGUGUCCUAAGCGCCCUGCUGCAGGCCAGCAGUGUGUCUGACACUCAUCUGACUGACAGCCAGGGCUACACGCCGCUACACUGGGCCUGCUACAACGGAUACGAUGCAUGUGUGGAGGUGUUGUUGGAGCAGGAGGUGUUCAGGCAGACAAAGGGGAACUCGUUCAGCCCUCUGCACUGCGCUGUUAUGAGCGAUAACGAGGGAGUGGCUGAGAUGUUAAUUGACUCUCUUGGUGCUGCAGUUGUCAACACCACUGACUCCAAGGGCAGGACCCCCCUUCAUGCUGCAGCAUUUUCUGACCAUUUGGAGUGUCUCUCUCUGCUGCUGGGCCACGGCGCUCAGGCGAACGUAAUCGACACGCGCACACAUAGGACCCCUCUGAUGAUGGCUGCUCUCAAUGGACAGACCAACGCUGUGGAGGUGUUGGUGAGCAGCGCCAAAGCAGACUUAGCCCUACAGGAUAUUGACAGGAACACGGCCUUACAUUUGGCUUGCAGCAAGGGUCAUGAGACUAGUGCCUUGUUGAUUCUGGAGAAGAUCAGCGACAAGAACGUCAUCAACUGCACAAAUGCUGCGCUGCAGACGCCGCUGCACGUAGCAGCCAGGAAUGGUCUGACUGUUGUUGUACAGGAGCUUCUGGGAAAAGGAGCCAGCGUGUUGGCUGUGGAUGAGAACGGCCACACCCCCGCUCUGGCCUGUGCACCAAACCGCGAUGUGGCCGACUGCUUGGCGCUCAUCCUCAACUCCAUGAUGCCCACGUCUCCCAUUGUCACCAUAGCAACUUUGCCGGUGCUCUCGCUUUCACAAACAGUCAUCAACCAUCACCCGUCUACCAAACACAUCUCCAAAGGCUUGGCCUUUGACACCCCGCCCCCUCUGAGACCUGGCCACGCCUCCUACUGCAGACCGGCGCGCCCGCUCUCCUCCAUCUCUGCAGACGAUGAACUGAAUGAUUCAGACUCAGAGACGUACUGA